UGUAUUUACUUGUGUGGAGUGAGUCCAGUUUGAUGACAGCGUGCAGUACUGAUGCUUGCUCAUCAUCGCGUGGGUUUAGGAAAGAGGACAGAGCUCUGAGCUGACAGAACGUGUUCUGAGCCCAGGCGUGUGGUCACUUUGCGCACCCGGUUGAAAGAUUACAGCCCCGGUGAAGAUGGACUGAGGGCCCGAACUGUUGCUGACAGCUGAUGGCGGGGGUCUACUGCUGUUUCCGAGGCACGGCAGGAGAUCAUAUUAUGGCUACGGGACUGCCAGACAUAAGACAGACUUCAGAGGCUGCAGAAUGCAGUGAAGAAUGUUCAGGGAAGAAGAAGUCAAAGUUUAAAACCUUCAAAAACUUUUUUGCCAAGAAGAAGAGGAAAGAUCCAGCAGUCCCUCGGGGAGAAAGCAGUCUCAAACCGUGCCAGUCGAGUAGCGAUGUUAACCUUCCGGAACCUGCCACAGCAUUGCCUGACUCCGAGGCAGGCUCUCAAAGUAGCAUUGGGAACAGAGCUGUGUCACAUGACAGCAUUUUCAUUCCGGAAGUUUCCAUCUCCAACUCUGCUCCGGUCAGAGUGAUGUCUCAGGAAAAUAUGCCUGGGAGGGUGAAAGCUUUGCAGCUGCAACUUCAACAGAACAUCCAUUUGGCUUCUCCGGGUAUGCUGAUUUCAGCGAAAAAAGCAGAUGACGCCGGAACUCUCUCAGAGGAUGAUGGUUUGCCCAGAAGCCCUCCAGAAAUAUCAUCUCUUCACGCCAUUCUCAGGUGCUCCACUCCAAAGUUUGCAGCCUCUGUGGAGCGACACAGCUCUUUGAGUUUAGGUGGAACAGGAAGUGAAGAUGAAGAGCAGAUAUCCUCAAAGCCUUCUUCCAGACCUCUGAGCCCCCUCUCACCACUGGUUCUCAUGACAACCAUCUCUGACUCACUUCCUGUUGACUUCAGCUCCCCAGCUAACCCUUUUGCCUGCCUGGAUAACUCUGCAGCAAAACACAAGAUUGCCGUUAAUCCUCGCAGACAGAAGUUCUUUGCCAAGCAGAAGAAGCCAACUAUGCGAGAAGAUUCAAAACUUCCCAAAUUUAUUUUGAUUGGGAGUAAAGAUGAAGGGGAUUCAAUCAUGUCCUCUGCCAGUGAUUUGCCAGAUGAAAAUAAAGAAGAAAUUGAUCUCUUGGCACAACACAAUGACUUAGAACAUGAAACAAAUGGAGAUGAGUUUGCGGAAACUGUUUCUAAGAGUUCCAAAAUACUUGAGGUUCCUCGUAGUCACAGUCCAGAGCCUGAAGACACAUCUGGAAAUGCUGUAGAUCAGAAUGGAGCUGUAUUGCAUACAACUGCAAGUCAACAGACACUUGAUCCAGAAGCACUCCUUCCCUCUGACGGUAUACCUGGUUCUGAGAAGCAUCCCAAUAUUCAAGGGUUGUUACCAGGACUGAUGCUAAUGCACGAUGAAGAUUUUAAAUCAACUUUUGAGAAGCCUUGUACGGAGAAGGAAGAAAAUGCUGUUUCUCCUCUUCCUGUGCUGCCAAUGGCCAUUACUGAAUCAGAAGAAUGUUCAGGGACAAUCAAUCCAGCCAAAGGUGAAGCUGCAUUUGAGAAUAUGGAGGAGGAUAUGCAACCUUUCAAUGCCGACACACCUCCAUCAGAAGAAAGGGCCUCAGUUGAAAUACAUACAGAGGAAAGUGAAGUACAAAAUGGUGUAAAUGCAGUACAAUCAGAACAUGGCUCAACUUCUGAACAAACAAAAGCCGAGAGUCCUGUUGUACCUCCUGAUGAUGCUUUUCAUUCAUUCAAAGAGACAAUUCAGGAAGAAAACAUCCUGACAGAUGAAAUGAGAACGGGAGAGACGGUUAUUACGAGCUUAUUAAAUAACAGGGCAGACCAUCAACUGGCUUCCAGUAAUGAAUUGACAGGCAAUAUUGGUUUUAUAUCAAAAGUUCCACUUGAAGAAUUAUUGAUUCAAUCUGAACCUUCUACUGCACAGUUACUUCAUGUUCAGGGACAGUCUGAACAUUCAAUACCUGACAUGCCAUUACAAAAAGAUAACAGGCUUGUGAAUCAAGGUUCAGUCAAAUUCUCAAUUGCUUCUGCCUGGCAGAGGUCCCUACUGGAGGCCAAAAGAAAGCACGAAGGUUUGAAUACAGAUUGUAGUCCUCUGAUGCCACCGAAACCUGAGCUUUGUGAGGAGAUUGUUAACGAAGUGUCAUCAAAUCAAGGUACAGGAAGUCCCCUGAAAUACCAACAGUUCAUUAAUCAGCCAUUGAAGAUGAAAUUUACUGGAACUAGACCAGCUUCUGCUGAGAAGCCAUGUCUCCAAAACAUUACAAAACCACAAGCGAAAAGUGAAUUAGAUGCCAAAGAAAACCCAUUUGGCGUCAAACUUAGGAGAACCUCACCUCUUCACAAAUAUUCAACUGAAAGUAACUCCGAACAUCUUAUAAUUGACAGCCAGCGAGCAGCGGGAGUACAGAUCUCCGUGGCUGAGGGCAUCGUUACUAAAGGCAACAGGCAGGCAGAGACUGCCACUGUAAAUGCAACUCAGAAAGGCAAUGACAACUUAUUCCUGGAGAGUCACAGGAAUAGAUACGCGCAGGGAAAAGCUGAUUCAGUGGAUGUCACAGCAGAGUUAGUGACACAGGAAAAAGACAAUGCUGGUCAAGACAAGAGUGAAAGAAAGGAUCGUCAAACCCAACUCGACUUUGGUAAAACUUCAGAGCGGAAACCACAACUUGUCAAAUGUGCUGCAACAGAAAGUGCAAGCUCUGGAGCCAGCUCCUCAGAGCCUGUGUGGGUCUCCAUGGCAAGACAGAAACAGAAAGGCUUUCAAUACUCAGGGAUACAGGACAGACCUCAGCCUUUGGAGGACAGAUUCUCAGUAUCGGCUGAUAUGAAAAAGGAAGCAACAAAGCCCCUGUGGGGAAAAGAUGGAAAUAAGAACUCCUUAUCCAGCUUUCAGAGCAAGGAAUUAAAAACCAAUGUGAAGGAAGAGGAUCAAUCCAACACAAAAACUCUCCUUGGACAUGGUUCACAAUUACAGCCAAAAGCACAAGCCUGUGGAAUGGGCUUAAGAGAGAAACGGCCAACGCCCAAUGUGAAGAUUGCUCCUCUGGUUACUGUACAGCCUCCAUGGCUGGCCAUUGCCAAGAAGAAAGCAAAGGCAUGGAGUGACAUGCCUCAGGCUGUCCAGUAGCACUUCAGCUCCAAAACAAAACAACAAGAGGAGAUUGCUCUUUAUAACAUUCCCGAGACCCCAACUGUGAUUGUCUUCAACAAUGAUACUGAGACUGCUGUGGUACGCGCCAUGGCAUUGUGUAGCAAUUUGUCCUGAAAAGUGGUGCAAUUGUGGAAGUAUCUUAUGGGCUGCUUGUUAAACUGCAUGUCCAAUAUUCAGUUCAACUGACUUCAAUAGAACUAAAUAUUUGAUUGUGUGUACAACUAGUACCAGUUUUGCAUCCACUCCCAAAUUAAGUUCCACCCUGAAAGAGCAUUCCAUUGGUGUACAUCUACCACUGUUCAGAUAUGUGUAUUAAACUGCUUUAAAUAGGUUAAUGUUCGAGUGAAAGGACCCAAAAAAUGACACGCUCAGCUAAUGUCAGUAAACGUAGAGUCCAAGCUAAUAAAGCUGGUAGCUCUGUUUGUUCAUUUUGAUUUCUAAACUGCUCCUUUACUCCCCAAAUUAUCUUGUAACUAUCUCUCUCAGUGACCACUUACAUCGUUGAUUUGAAUGGGUGGGUAUCACCAUUGAUGUGUUUUGCAAUGGCAGGCUUCAGGAGUGAACUGUAAGCUCAGCAUAAAUGCCUGCAGUUCCAAGCCCAACUGUCCUGCUGGGUACUUCAACAAUUUGGAACAAGAUGCAAUCUAUUAACAGAUGAGGAAGCUGACUACAGGCUCAAUGAUUUGGAUUUAUUCAUCUGCUCCUGUGACUUGGGUUCAAAUCAAGGCCAAAUUGACAUGAAGAAUGUUUCCUCUGUCUCCCGUAAAAUGCUCUUAAACAAUGUAAGUUAGACUGAAUUGUUUUGUUUCUCGGCAUGGGAUAAAGUAAGGACUUACCCCUUUUCAAAGCAUAUGGGCAUCAUUGGAAAGGCCAGCUUUUAUUGACCAUGACAUGCUGGUAAUGAGCUAUCGUCUUAAGCUAUUGAAGUCUAUACAGUAUAUGUACUGCUCACAGUGCUUUUUUUCCCUCUUUGGAGCAGUUUGGUACAACUGAGUAGCUUGUUAUUCUACUUCAGAGGGCAGUUAAAUGUCAACCGCAGACAAAAACAGACGUGGCUGGAAAAACUCAUUAGGUCUGGCAGCAUCUGUGAAGAGAAAUCAAAGCUAGUGUUCCAGGUCUGGUGAUCUUUCCUCAGAACGCCUUCCUGAGUUCUGAAGAAGGGUCACCAGACCCGAAACAUUAACUCUGAUUUUCACAGAUGAUGCCAUACCGGCUGAACUUUUCCAGAAACUUCUGUUUUUAUUUCUGAUUUACAGCAUCCGCUGUUCUUUUGGUUUUCAUUUAAAUAUCAACCAUGUUGCUAUAGGUAUGGAGUUAUGCGUAGGGCUUGAUAAGUAGGGCAGAUUGAAGAACUUUUGUGAACCAGAUUGUUUAGCGUUUAGAGUUUCACGGAUCAUUAGUAAUGAGAUUAACAUUUUAUUCUAGUUUUAUUACUUAUUUUUAAAUUCGUCAAGCAGCUGCUGUGGGAUUUAAAUUCAUAUCUCCAAAAGGAUAGUCCAACCUUUCAAUUACAUAACUUAGUAAAAAACAGCUUUUCCAAUAUAACUCCAAAAGUUAGACAUUGAGAAAGGUAUUUGUAGGGAAUGAGAGAACAAUUACACAAUCUUUAAAUAUUUGAAUUAGGUUUAGAAAGUGUGCAAACUAAUGGCAUAGAAAGAUGCCAAUCAACCCAUUGUAUCGGUACCAUCUGUUCACCAGAACAAUUUAAAAACCAUCCAAGUGCCUGAUACUUUACUAAUAGCCUUGUGUCUUUCUCUGCUUCAAACGUUUAUCUAAUUUUCCCUUAAAAUGACCAAUGGUCACUGGUUCAAUUAUUUCCUGAUUCAUUCCAUGUUCUAACAAGCAUUUGGAUUAAAACAUGAUUCUUCACCCCUUAUUUACCCGUUCUAUAACAGUUUAAAACUGAUUAUCAAUGCACUGCUGAAACCUCAUCCAGUAGAAAACCUCUUUCUCUAUUCACUAUCUCAAAAAGCUUUGUAAUAUUUGGAGAGCCCAGAGGUUCAAUGUUUUGAAAGCACAUUGAAUUUAAAUUCAACAAAGUCACUGACAGGCAGCUUUUAGCAGGGAACUUGACUUAGGCCCUUGAUUCACAUUCACAUUGCCAUUUUAUAGCUAAUGUACAUCCAAAAUUGUUUCAUGCUGAGACUCAACUCAGCAAUUAAGUUAGCAAAAAAUGGGUCAUACGCGACUUUGGGGUGCCCAAGAUGUAAAGUGCUUCAGUCCCAGCACCUUCACCCUUUUCCUUGUUAAACAUAUAUCAAAAAGAAACUAAAAAUUGAUAAACUGCAGGAAUUAUGACCUCAAACAUGUUCUGAUAAAGGUGCAACUGAAGUUUGAAACAUUUCCAUUUGUCUUGCUGAAUGUUUUAAGAGUUGGUAACAAAGGAAAUUAUGACUAUUGCUACAUUCUGUACCAUGAGCUGCAUUUAACUCUGCAGUUGUGAAUCUUCUUAAUGCAGUCAAUCUAUCGUUUACUUUAAAGAAUUUAUUAUCAGACCUAUACAAAGACUUAACAAUUCUGUUUUUGCAUUGUAAAAUUGAGUGUUACAUUGUGUUAGAAUUGUGACAUUUCUGUCUGUUCUUUUAACAAUGUCUUUUUUUUUGUCUGCUUUCAAGAAGAAGUUUGAUAUAGUUCCCAGAGCUAAAUAGAUCAAAGGAUGUGGAGAGAAUGCAGGAACAGGGUACUGAGUUGGAUGAUCAGCCAUUUCUCAUUGAAUGGUGGAGCCAGAUUGCUAAACAGCCGACUUUUGAACCAAUUUUUGAUGUUUCUAUGUAUUGGGAAUGUAUAGGAGUUAUCUUUUAUGCAGAGGGUCAGGAAUAUUAAGAACAGUCAUUUGCUCAGCGUGCUCUGCCUUUCUGUUAGAGCAUGGCCAUGACCAUCUCAACCUAUUGACCUGCUUUUGCUCUAUGCCCAUUGAUAAUUCUACCCAGCAAACAUUCAUCAGGCUUAUUUUUGAGAGUUCCUACUGGCCCCAGUAUCCACAGUUAUUUUUGUGGGUCUUACUUGGGAUGACAAGAGCUGGUGCUGGAUGGGGUAGAACUCCAGAUUUUAACUGACCUUUGUGUGCUACAGUCCUUCCUGGUUUCUUUUCUGAAAAGCUUACGUUCCUUAUGUUCCCUUUUCCCUCGUUGUAGUGAAGAACGAGGUGUGUUAGAAUUUGCAUUGUGCUGAAACAGUACUGGAAACAGAAUCCACAUUAGCGUUGGAGAUGGAAAUGAAUAGUUUUUUGGAAAGAAAAGAUUUGAAGGCGGGAUGAGGAAAUGACAGGUCUCAGCAAUGAAAUGGAUAGCUCCAAGUGCUGACAAAAGGCAAAAUAGACAAAGGACCUCACUCAUUGUUAUUAAGUUCUAAGGUUUGAUUAAAGCAAAGAAAACCUUUUUACUUCUACGUCACCAAACUGGUUUUUAAAAAAUCAUUCAUGGGAUAUGGGUAUUCGCAGUAAGGCUGGAAUUUAUUGUCAUUCUUGGUUGGUUUGAGAAUGUGCUGGUGAACUAUCUUCUUAAACCACUGCAGGCUAUGUCAUGAAGAUAGUCAACAAUAACAUUAAGUAGGAAGUCCUAGGAUUUCGACCUAGUGACAGUGAAGUAGCCAUGUAUAUUUCCACGUCGGGUUGAUAAGUAAAUUUUGGGAUAACUUGCAGAUGGUAUUGUCCCUACUGUCUUUUUGUUUUAGGAGGUAAAGGCCAUGGGUUUGGAAUUAUUAUGAAAAAUCUUAGAAAUCACAGAAUUUCCAACACACGUGUCUUUCCUUGAUCCCUGGUCUUCUAUCCAAAUGCUUUCAGUUAGCUCUGUGGCUCCACCCACAAGAUUAAGCAAUCAAGCAAGUAUACAAGGAUCAGUUAUCAGACUAACAUUAACAAACUCAGACAAAUUACCAUUAAACACUACACUUCCAAGGAAGUAUUGGCAAGUUGGAUAGUUCGUCUUAUAGCUGGUACCCAUUGUCACCAGUAUGUGUCUGGGUUGAAGGAAGUGUACAUUUGUGCUAUCAAUCAGAUUGCUUGCAUUAACCUGGAUUGUGUAGAGAUUCUUGAAUGGUGUUGGAGCUGUACUCAUCCUGGCAUCAAAAUACAUUUCAAAGUACUGUUAGUUUUAUAAAUGUAUAAUAAUAAUAAUACAAAAGUUUUACAAAUUUACUUAUUUUAAGGUUGAACAAGUUACCCAUUAUAUCCUAAAAAACAUGGAAGGAUGAGAUCUUGAAUUAUGCAAGAUCUUGAAGGGAGUAGAUGGAGUGAACACCCAGAAGAUGCUUCAGCUUGCGAGGGAGACUAAAAUAGGGGUCAUAGGUAAAAGGUUUCUCUUUUAAGAGAGAGGUGAAGAGAAAUUCUUUCCUCUCACAGGAUUGUUAAAGUGUAGAAUUCUCUUACCUGGAAAGUAAUGGAGGUUCAGUCCUUAAACUUAUUCAAGGCUGAGUUCAAUUUUCUACAGACGAGGGCACCAGGGGUUACGGGGAGUGGGGCAAAGUGAAAAGCAGAGCUGAGACCACAAUCAGGCCAGCCAUGAUCAUAUUAAAUGGCACAGUAGGCUCGAAGGGCCAAGUGGCCUGCUCUUGUUCCUGGCCUCUAUAAAAUCUGACUGAAAAUUGAAGCAACCUGUUUCAACAAGAUAGGCCAUUGACCUGAAGUAUGAACUAAUUUCUUUUUUGCACAGAUGUUGCCUUAUCAGCUGAGUCUUUUGAGUAUUUUCAGUUUAUAUAUAGUAAAUCCGCAGCACGAUGUCCACACUAAACUGAGGUGAGAUGCUUCUUAACCUCUGUCCUCGUUCUUAACAAUGUAGUCCUUCCAAAAAGUGGCAGAAUGUGGGUGGCAUGAUGGUUCAAUGGUUAGCAAUGGUGUCUCAUAGCAUCAGGGACCUGAGUUUGAUUCUAGCCUUAGGUGUUUGUGUUGAGUUUGCACAUUCUCGUCAUAUCAAUGUGGGUUUCCUCUCACAGUCCAAUGGCAUGCAGGUUAGGGUGGAUAGACCAUGCUAAAUUGCCCCUAGUGUUCAGGGAUGUGCAGGCUCAGUGGAUUAGCCAUGAGUUACAGGCAUGGAAUGGGUCUGGAUGGUAUGCUCUUCUGAGAGUCAAUGUGGACUCGAUGGGCCAAAUGGCCUGCUUCCACACUGUAGGGAUUCUAUGAACUUUGAGAUUUGGGAAUUUACCCGGCAUUUCUCACACACUUGUUUUCAUUUUAAUGAGACGUGCCUCCCCUGAUGUCUAAAUCGUUUAGAUUUAGGAGUUCCAAAUGAUCGACAGCACUUCAAAGCUGGUGUUGCUUGCUAUCUCUAAGAAUGUUUACUGUGUCCAUUAUUAAUGAUCAAUAAAUCAAAGAUCAAAAUGAGAGUGGGGAAGAUGUGUUGUUGCCUUAUGAAGUGGGAUAUAAACAUUUCAGCUCAUAGACCAAUCCUGCUAUUUAUUUAUUCUAUGUACUUAUUGUAUUAUGUUGAAACUCUGUUUUCAAGUCAUAUUCAAUAAAGCCUUUUUCACA
Molecule: messenger RNA, 8670 nt
Organism: Stegostoma tigrinum
Lineage: Eukaryota; Metazoa; Chordata; Chondrichthyes; Orectolobiformes; Stegostomatidae
Exons: 12
Coding region: 210-3182 (990 amino acids)
Source: RefSeq, a predicted model, not a curated record